This is a messenger RNA of Salvia miltiorrhiza (redroot sage), 1998 nucleotides long. Its product is annotated as protein NRT1/ PTR FAMILY 5.10-like. Gene Ontology annotation, biological process: transmembrane transport. Bases 207 to 1889 code for a protein of 560 amino acids. The record is from RefSeq and is a predicted model, not a curated record. Gene Ontology annotation, molecular function: transmembrane transporter activity. NCBI's taxonomy places the organism in Eukaryota, Viridiplantae, Streptophyta, Magnoliopsida, Lamiales, Lamiaceae. The transcript is spliced from 4 exons. Gene Ontology annotation, cellular component: membrane.
UAAGCCCUUUCUUUGGGUAAGAAAAGCAUAUAUGACACCAGAAUAUUCUUAGCUAGUCUUGGAUAUAUAAAAGCAUUUUCAAAAAUAUCAUGAAAAGACAUGAUUACUAUUUGAAUUUGUCGAGUUAAUGCUCAAAUCAAUCUGAAUUUUCAAUACUAAUUAAUUUGGACCAAAUUGGAUGAGAGAGAGAGAGAGAGAGAGAGAGAAUGGAUAUCGGAGUUGACAGUGGUGGCCUUUCCGAAGCGCAAACUCGGCUAGUAGAUGUAGAUGUAGAUGUAGAUGAUGUGGUGGCGGGCUUUGUCGAUUUUAAAGGCCGCCCCGCCGUUCGAUCCAAAUCCGGAUUAUGGAAGUCCGCUUCUUUCAUCAUAGGCGUGGAAGUGGCGGAGAAAUUUGCAUGUAACGGAAUAAGUUCAAAUCUCAUCACCUAUCUGACGGGGCCGUUAGGACAAUCGACGGCGUCUGCGGCCGCAAACGUCAAUGCAUGGAACGGCGCGGCGGCGCUUCUGCCGCUGUUGGGUGCUUUCGUGGCCGACUCAUUUUUGGGCAGAUACCGUACCAUUAUUAUUUCCGUUGUGGUCUACAUUUUGAGCUUGGGCUUCUUGUCUCUCUCGGCUUCCCUUCACUAUGAGUGCAAAGCCGAAGCAAAUACCUCGGAGUGCUCUCCUCCUUUGCAGGAACUCGUUUUCUUCUACCUCUCUCUCUACUUGGCUGCAUUUGCCGAAGGCGGAAUGAGGCCUUGCAUACAAGCUUUCGGGGCCGAUCAGUUCGACGGGGACGACAUCAAUGAGUCCAAAUCCAAAAGCUCCUUCUUCAACUGGUGGUAUUUCGCGAUGAAUGCAGGCGCUCUGCUAGCCCUCUUGAUCUUGAACUAUAUUCAAGAUAAUCUCAGCUGGGAACUCGGCUUCGGGAUCCCCUGCUUCGUCAUGAUCCUUGCCCUCCUUCUUUACUUGCUCGGCUCCUUCACCUACCGCUUUCGCCUACACACUGAUGCGAAGAAUCCCUUCAUUAGGAUCGGCCGCGUCUUCAUGAACGCGGUGGGGAAUCGUCACACCACCCCUUCUGCAUCAGAGCAAACCAGAAUGAAGAUUGUCGACAGGGCCACAUCCGAAGGGUGCAGGUGUAGUGGGCGGGACAUUGACGACGCCAGGGCGCUCCUCAGCCUCCUCCCCAUUUGGUGCACGUGUUUGGGCUUUGCGGUCGUGAUCUCGCAAAGCUCCACAUUGUUCACCAAACAGGGCCAAACAAUGAACCGUGAGAUCUAUCACGGCCUCGAGAUUCCCGCCGCCACGCUGCAGUCCCUGGCAUGCCUGGCUGUCGUCGUCCUCAUGCCGGUCUACGACUGGGUCCUGGUCCCGGCUGCCCGGGCCGUGACCAGGCGACCCACAGGAAUAUCCAUGCUCCAGCGAAUCGGAGCUGGAUUGUUCCUGUCGUUGCUCUCUAUGGUGAUUGCCGCGCUCGUUGAGAUGCGGCGCCUCGCCACUGCGGCCGAGUACGGGCUGGUGGACGACGCGGGCGCGACUCUCCCGAUGAGCGUGUGGUGGCUGGCGCCCCAGUACGUGCUGUUCGGUUUGGCGGACGUGUUUGUGAUGGUUGGGCUUCAGGAAUUCUUCUAUGAUCAAGUCCCUAGUGACUUGAAAAGUAUGGGGCUUGCCUUGUACCUUAGUAUCUUGGGAAUUGGGGAUUUCUUAAGCAGUUUUUUAAUAGCUUUAAUCGAGUCCAUCACCAGCCGAGCUGGGCACGAUAGUUGGUUCGCCGCCAACAUGAAUCGAGCGCAUGUUGAUUAUUUCUACUGGUUGCUAGCAGGGAUUAGUGCACUUGUGAUGUUAGCUUAUGCUUUCUUUGCAAAAUCUUAUGUUUAUAAGGGAAGAGAUUUGGAGUAUUCUUAUUAGAGUAUUUAUUAUCUAUGCAACUAUAACUCUGUAUAUAAAUCAAGUAUUAAUGUAAGAUUUAUUUUGUAGAUUAGGUAUGAGGUAAAUGGGAUGAGUUCGAAUUGGAAUC